AUGAGUUCUCAGGGUGAUGAUGGGAAUGCCGAGUACUUAGAUAUAUUUGAAAGCCUGGUUGAGGAUAUUGGAGAAUGUGCUCUUUCUAUGCAGCUCACCAACUUUGACGAUGUUAAUCUUCUGAAUGGGACGGCGGGAAAAUGCUCGCAGAGCUUUGUGAAUGCAGAACCUCAUGAUGAAAAGACAUGGCCGAAGGACAUUGAGUAUGAUGGGAAGAAGUACAUAUUUAUGCGCCCAGUGAGCGAUGAUUCACAGGCAUCAUUGAUCUUCAUUAGUGUUGAUUCUGAUGACCGAGGACGUAAAAGAGGAAUGUUGCUUACGCAGUUCUGUGAAAUCCUGAAGCUGAUAAUCACAUUUGACUACCAAAAUGCCAAUAAUGCAACAGCAAAGAUAUUUAAGGUUCUUGAGAACUAUACCUCUGAGGAGUAG
Molecule: messenger RNA, 429 nt
Organism: Ordospora colligata OC4
Lineage: Eukaryota; Fungi; Microsporidia; Ordosporidae
Exons: 1
Coding region: 1-429 (142 amino acids)
Source: RefSeq, a predicted model, not a curated record